AUGAUUUGUAAUUGUAAAGAAUUAAAGGUUAAUGAUCAAUUUUCACACAAUUUAAAUGAUAGAUAUAUAUCAAUAAAGAUAUGGAAUAAUGAUGAAACCAUUAAAUCCAACAUUGUUAUUUCAUCAGAUAAUUAUAAAAGUAAACCUAUUAAUAUUAAUCAACAUGGUAUGAAGGAACAUAUAUUACGUUGUAGUAGAUACACCAUUAUAAAUCAUGGACCUGCCAACGUUAAUAUAAUGGUUGAUUAUAUUUACGAUAAUGCCGAAAGUGAAAAUUUAAAGAAGCAAAGUGAUAGAGCUGCAAUCGCAAAACUAUCAUUACCAAUAUACUAA
Molecule: messenger RNA, 333 nt
Organism: Dictyostelium purpureum
Lineage: Eukaryota; Evosea; Eumycetozoa; Dictyosteliales; Dictyosteliaceae
Exons: 2
Coding region: 1-333 (110 amino acids)
Source: RefSeq, a predicted model, not a curated record